AUGCAACUUCGCGCACGGCGAAGCCGAGCUCUGCCGGGCCAUCAACCUGCAGGGCCACGAAGAGCCCUGCCAGCCCACUCCUGGAGCCAACCCAGCACGCACGGUGAAGCCGAGCUUUGCCGGGCCAUCAACCUGCAGGGCCACAAAGAGCCCUGCCAGCCCAUUCCUGGAGCCAACCCAGCACGCUUUGCAGCCCGCCCUGACCCACCUGCCCCUGCCCCUGCAGCCAGCUUUGGAGCCUCGGCCACUGCCAAGGUUAGCGUGAACGCCUCGCUGGCAGGCGCCAUUAUUGGGAAAGGAAGCAUGAAGUCGAAGCAGAUAUGCCGGCAGACGGGUGCCAAGCUGUCGAUCAGGGACCAUGAGACGAACCCGGGCCUGAAGAGUAUUGAGCUCGAGGGCACGCUGGAGCAGAUUAAGGAGGCUAAUGUGAUGGUGCAGGAGCUCAUAAACAGCACUGGGAGAAGCUCUGUUAUAAUUUUGCCAAGGGGUCGUGCACGUUCGGGUACAAGUGCCAUUUCACUCACGGGGCUUCCGAGUUGCUGCUUGGUAUGUGAGUAG
This is a messenger RNA of Striga hermonthica, 558 nucleotides long. The record is from the annotation of a GenBank genome assembly. NCBI's taxonomy places the organism in Eukaryota, Viridiplantae, Streptophyta, Magnoliopsida, Lamiales, Orobanchaceae.